AUCUUUGGUAGGGGAUUAUUGAACUCGUGAAGUCCAGAGAAUUUACGGCGGUUCCUUGUUUUGCUCUUCAGUUAUGUGGACGCCCAGCAUCCCCCUGCUCUGUGCGGUGGUCUUGGGGAUGAUGCCGCUGGCAUGCCACGCCGAACUCCCGCAUAUCGUGUUUAUGCUGGUGGACGAUUGGGGAUGGGCGAACGUAGGCUACCAUCGCCAGGUUGCAACCAAAGAAGUGGUAACGCCGACGUUCGAUCGCCUGUGCAAGCAACAGGGCCUGGAGCUGGACCAGCACUACGCAUUCAAGGUCUGCUCGCCGUCGCGGUGCUCGCUGAUGAGUGGUCGACUGCCUGUGCACGUGAACACCGAGAACCUGGCCGCCAGCAUCGUCAACACCAAGGAUCCCGUGUCUGGAGCCAUGGGGAUUCCGCGAAACAUGACCUGCAUCGCGGAGAAGCUGAACCUGGCUGGGUACGAGAGCCACCAGGUGGGCAAAUGGGAUGCUGGGAUGGCGACUCCGGACCACACACCCAAGGGACGCGGAUUCAAAACGUCACUCGGCUACUUUCACCAUGACAACGACUACUGGACCGAGGGCGUUAUGGAUCCGAUUGAGUACUUCCCGGGUUGCCGUGGUGAACAUACUGAUCUGUGGGAUACCGACCGGCCAGCCAAAACGCUGAACGGAACCGCGUACGAAGAGGAGUUGUUUGCCAACCGUGUCCUGAGCAUCGUCAAUGGUCACAACGCCAGCAACCCGUUGUUUCUCUACUAUGCGCCGCACAUUGCCCACACGCCGCUGCAGGUGCCGAAAGCCUACGAGGAGAAGUUCUCGUUCAUCGAAAACACGCACCGCCGUAUCUACCACGCCAUGGUCAACUACCUGGACGACGUUCUAGCAAAGCUGGAGCAGGCACUGAUCGCCAAGGGGAUGUGGAGCAACACGCUGAUGGUCGUCAGUAGCGACAACGGCGGUCCGGUAUACCGCGGCGGUGGCGGCAACAACUACCCCCUCAAGGGCGGUAAGGCGUCCAACUUCCAGGGCGGCGUGCGCGUGAACGCGUUCGUCACCGGCGGAUUCUUGCCGGAGAAGCGGCGCGGACAGGUGAGUGAUGGCUACAUCGCCCUGGCUGAUUGGUACAAGACGUUCUGCGGUCUGGCCGGUGUCGAUUGGCACGACGAGAAAGCCGAGAAGGCCAAACUGCCGCCGGUCGAUGGAUACGAUGUGUGGCCGCUUUUGUCCGGUACGACUACCGUUUCGCCGCGCACCGAGAUUCCUCUGAACCCGGGCCUGAUCAGCGGCGACUUCAAGAUCCUGGUGGACACGAUGAGACAAGCAGGCUGGACUGGGCCUCAGUACCCCAAUAACAGCCAGGUCGAGGGCAUACAUGCUGUACAGGAGUGCGGCUACAACGGAUGCCUGUACAACAUCAAGGAAGAUCCGGAGGAACGCCACGACCUGGCUGCCAGCAUGCCGGACAAGGCCAAGGAGAUGCGACAGCGACUGGACACCUGGGACGACACAUGGUUCCGGCCGGACCGCGGCGUGCUGCCAUCCCUGGAAGCGUGCAAGCAGGUGAAGGCCAACGGAGGCUUCUUCGGACCAUUCCUACCCUGAUAGCAUUGCCGUGAUGUGAGUGUGGUGUUGCAUUGCCCUGAUGUGAGUGUGGUGUUGCAUUGCCCUGAUGUGAGUGUGGUGUUGCAUUGCCCUGAUGUGAGUGUGAUGUGAGUGUGAUGUGAGUGUGGUGUUGUGAGUGUGUUGUGAGUGUGUUGUGAGUGUGAUGUGAGUGUGAUGUGAGUGAGUUGUGAGUGUGGUGGUGUGAGUGUGAUGUGAGUGUGAUGUGAGUGUGGUGUUGCCUGAAGAUUGGUCAAAGCCUCUUUUACAUGUAAAGUGAACACAAUGAAAAGCCUUGCUUAUUUGAAAGAGUUGUUGUCAGAAGGUAGAAUCCUUCCAACAGUACACAAUUGACCAAUGACACAAGUGCUGUAGCUCAAAGUAGGUGUUUCCACAAUCUACCAAAGGCGAGUAUGAACUACACAGUUGACCUAGUAAUCUCGGAUGCAAGAUGUAUAGGUUGUUUGUGCGUGUCACUGCUGACUCAGUGAUGAGUGAAUAUUUAGGGUUGGUUCGCAUACUGGAGAUUUGUUACAGCUAGGUGUCAGGUCGUUGAAUGUCUCAGUAGCUGGUCAGUUUUGGUGCCCUGUUAUCUCACUUUCUGACAGCUUGUUAUCUUGUUAUAGUCUUUGGAGAGUUUCUUCAUAACUCGCUUCCAUGUUUUAUCUUCUAUAAGAAUCAACUCGUAAAAACUCCAAGUCAAUCUCCCAUUGACACAAACCUCGUUUAUUCAACAUAAUCAUAUCCUAUCCAAUAAAAACAGUUCAUAAAAACA
Messenger RNA from Sycon ciliatum, 2381 nucleotides. RefSeq names its product arylsulfatase B-like. The record is from RefSeq and is a predicted model, not a curated record. Lineage: Eukaryota; Metazoa; Porifera; Calcarea; Leucosolenida; Sycettidae.